Molecule: messenger RNA, 5697 nt
Organism: Cydia amplana
Lineage: Eukaryota; Metazoa; Arthropoda; Insecta; Lepidoptera; Tortricidae
Product: fap1 adhesin-like
Exons: 2
Coding region: 92-5647 (1851 amino acids)
Cellular component (GO): extracellular region
Molecular function (GO): chitin binding
Source: RefSeq, a predicted model, not a curated record
AGGAGGAGCUCAACGCGCCCAUUCGAACAGAAACGACCAAAACGAAAAGUGCUAAACGACGAAUGCCAGACAUAACCUGAAUUUAUACAGGAUGAGUGUGCCGAUGGCAUCUAGGAAAAAAAAUAUGAACGGAUUGUUUGGGACACUGCUGGUACUGUCCGCAUUGUUAUCAACGGCGUCAGCAAUAGACUGUCAUGGGAAAUCUUUCCACUGCGUCAACUCCACCCACUUCAUGAUAUGCGUGGACCUAGGGGGCGGAGUCUCACAGGCAAUAGACGACUUCUACAUAGGCUGCCCUCCUCCGACGGUUUGUCAGGGAACAAACCACUUUGAAUGCGAGUUUCCAGCACCAACAACACCUAGCACUAUAAGAAGCAACGUCAUUAGUGAAACCACACUUCCGUGGGAGAUCAUAACUUCUUCUUCCUUGGAUAACAAAACGAAAGAGUUCUCUGAAAAUUACAUAAAUACAGAGAGGGCUACUACUGUACAAUACAGUGUUACUACAGAUACGACCGUGGAUGUUCCUACAAGAACAGCGUCGAACUUUUAUAUCAAUAAUGAAUUAAAUGUGACAGAAAUUGCACCAACUAUAGUUGCAGAUAUUACAACAUCUCCUAUGGAAACUAUAUCACAGACUAUAAGCGAAGACCGAAGUAUAACAGAAACUAUAUUAACAGCUGAAGGUGUUACAACUAGUGUCAUAGAAUCUGUAACAGAAACUACAGCCGAAACCAACAAUCCAACAAAAACUGAUCUAGUAAUCGCUGGUGAAGAAAACAAUAAAAAGGCUAUAAAUAUGAAUACACAAACUACAACCGAAAAUAUAGUCAUUACAGAAACUGAAAUAGCAGAAUCAGUUCCAAUAACUACAGAACAAAUAAUACAAACAACGACUGACAACCCUCUUGAGGUAGAUACGUCUUACCUAUACACACAACUACCACAAGUCUUUACUAUAAUUCAGAACGAAAAUGUAACAAACAAUACCUUGUCAAAAAAGUCUUCCGCAAAGAAAAAUAAUUCUCUGGCUAUGGAAAAUCAAAACAUAAAUAUAUCCGAUAAACGAGUUGAUAAGCAUUCGACUGACGUUUAUCACGGUUUUACUACAGUUCCGUCAAUGGACAAUCAAUAUAAUUUAUUAUUAAGUACAGAGGCUAUAAACAUACCUUUUUCAAAUAGUGAUGGUCAACAAGUCACGACUUACGCACCAUCAUUGACGCAAAGUUUUGCAGACACAACGAUUCUAGAUGGAGCAUUUACUAUUGAAACAGUCGAGAAUGCACCUAGCUCUGAGCAACCAACAACAGUAAACCUUACAAAAGACUCAGCUCAAAACAUUGUAACAGUGAAUCUGGACAUUGUAACAACAGAGGCUGUGAAUAUACCUUUUUCAAAUAGUGACGUUCAACUAGUCAUGCCUCAAGCACCAUCAUUAACACAAAGUCCUGCAGACACAAAGACUGUAGACGAAGCAUCUACUAUUGAAACAGCAGAGAAAGUUCCCACUUCUGAGCAUCCUACAACAAUAUACGAAGAAAACUUUACAAUGGAUACUACUCAAAAUAUUGGAACAGGAAAUCUCGACAUUGUAACUACAGAGGCUAUAAACAUACCUUUAUCAAAUAGUGAUGGUCAACAAGUAACGACUUACGCACCAUCAUUGACGCAAAGUUUUGCAGACACAACGAUUCUAGAUGGAGCAUUUACUAUUGAAACAAUCGAGAAUGCACCUAGCUCUGAGCAACCAACAACAGUAAAUGAAGAAAACCUUACAAAAGACUCAACUCAAAACAUUGAAACAGUAAAUCUAGACAUUGUAACAACCGAGGCUGUGAAUAUACCUUUUUCAAAUAGUGGCGUUCAACUAGUCACAACUCAAGCACCAUCAUUAACACAAAGUUCUGCAGACACAAAUACUGUAGACGAAGCAUAUACUAUUGAAACAGCCGAGAAAGUUCCCACUUCUGAGCAUCCUUCAACAAUAUACGAAGAAAACCUUACAAAAGACUCAACUCAAAACAUUGAAACAGUAAAUCUGGACAUUGUUACAACAGAGGCUGUGAAUAUACCUUUUUCAAAUAGUCACGGUCAACAAGUCACGACUUACGCACCAUCAUUGACGCAAAGUUCUGCAGGCACAACGAUUCUUGACGAAGCAUUUACUAUCGAAUCAGUCGAGAAUGCACCUAGCUCUGAGCAACCAACAACAGUAAAUGAAGAAAAAUUGAUAAAAAACUCCACUCAAAACAUUGAAACAGUAAAUAACGACAUUGUAACUACAGAGGCUGCGAAUAUAGCUUUUUCAAAUAGUGAUGAUAAACUAGUCAUGACUCAAGCACCAUCAUUGUCGCAAAAUCUUGCAAACACAACGACUGUAGAUGGAGCAUAUACUACUGAAACAGUCGAAAGCGCUUCAAGUUCUAAACAUCCAACUACAAUACAAGAAGAAAACUUUACAAAGGAUACAACUCAAAAUAUUGAAACAGUAAAUCUCGACAUUAUAACUACAGAGGCUAUAAAUAUACCUUUUUCAAAUAGUGAUGGUCAACAAGCCACGACUUACGCACCAUCACUGUCGCAAAAUUUUGCAGACACAACGACUCUAGACGGAGCAUUUACUAUUGAAAUAGUAGAGAGCGCGUCUAGUUCUGAGCUACCAACAACAGCAAAUGAAGAAAAAUUUACAAAAGACUCUACUCAAAACAUUGAGACAGUAAACCUGGACAUUGCAACAACAGAGGCUGUGAAUAUACCUUUUUCAUAUAGUGACGUUCAACUAGUCACGACUGAAGCACUAUCGUUGGCUCAAAGUUCAGCAGACACAACGACUGUAGAUGGAGCAUUUACUAUUAAAACAGUGGAGAAUGCACCCAGUUCUGAGCAACCAACAACAUUAAAUGUCGACAUUGUAAUUACAGAGGCUGUGAAUAUACCUUUUUCAAAUGGUGAUGACCAACUAGUCAUGACUCAAGCACCAUCAUUGACAAAAAGUCCUGCAGACACAAAUCUUGAUAGAGUAACUAUUGAAACCGUUGAGGAUAAUUUCAUUACUGAACAGCCAAAGCCACAAAAUUCAGAAUACGUUAAGCACGAAGUAGAAGGUCAAGAUCAGACAGCAAAUAUUAAUUGGAAUCCUUCCGACAAUUAUUUGAUCGACAAAUCUAAUCAAAAUUCAGAACUUGCAGGAAAGUCUGAUGUCACGAACCCAAACAUCGAACGAAAUGACGUAAACGUGGUCAGUUCUGAUACAGAGUUUGUGUCUCAGUCACAUAUUAUAUCGGCAUUACCUGUAACUAAUCCAAUUCCCCUCGAAAUUAAUAAUCGCAAACAAAGCUAUAACGCUACUACUGUAACCCAGAGCUCAGACGGGUUUCUAAUUAAGAAUGGACUCCCAGAAACUACAAUUAACGUGAACAGCGAACAUGAAGUCGCUAGUUUACCUACAUCAGAGCCCGUAACCCUGGUUAAAGACAAUUCUAUUUAUUUGAAAACCAACACAUUAGCAAGUGGUGUAUCAGUUGCCUUGUCUUCGUCAAAGACUGUACCCACUAAUAAAAAUGUUGCCGGUAAUACAGUACCGGAUAAUAAAGGACAUUAUGUUGAAACCGUACCUAAUUUACUCGGCCCUGGGUCAGAAUCUACAGUUGACGAAACGGGCAGCAGCGUUAAGAAGAUUGGGAGCAACGUUAACGUUUUCUCGGAUACGAAAAAAGUUGACAACUCCAAAAACAGUAAAGAUAUAACUAUUGCUGAUACUACAAUACUGGAUAAUACACACAUUAUUGAAACUACACAUACUUUAUUUAGCCCUGUGUUAGAAUCUACAGUUCACGAAAUUGACAGCAACAUUAGGGAGAUUGGCAGCAACUUUAACGUUUUCUCGCAUAAGACUGAACCUGCGAACCCCAAAAACACAGAUGCAACUGUUGUUCAUACUAAAAUACUGGAUAAUACAAACAAUAACGAAAUCAUACCUAUUUUAUUGAGUCCUGGGCCAGAAUCUACAGUUGAUGAAACUGGCAGCAAAGUUAGGCAGAUUGAGAGCAACGUCAACGUUUCGUCAGAUAAUAAAAAAGUUGAGAAUCCCAAAAACAGUAAAGGUCCAAUAACUGUUGACCUAUCGAAAACUAAAAAUAAUAAAUUAAAUGCGAAAUUAACACCGACUGUACAAAACGAUAAAAUUGAAUUACAAACUAAUACGCAUGACCUGUCGGAAACGAUUAAUAUGCGAAUAACAACUGAAGGGGAUCACAAAGGAAUGGAGGAGCCUAGUAAGCCAGUCAUGUUGGAUAUAUUGCCGUUACCCAUCAAUAAUGUAAAGCUGCGUCCAUCAGUUACCAAUAUACCACUUUUGACGGAUGCGACGGCUAAGACGCAAAACGGAAAUAUUGUCCUUACAACUGAAUCAUAUCAAUCAGCAACGUUCUAUCCUACUCUAGUUAAUACUCCAAUACAAGCUAGUGUCAAUGGCGUCCAUAAUACAAAUACUCCAACAAACCUACCUACAUUCGAUAUCCAAGCAGAAUUUACGGACAAAGUAAUUAGUUCAAAAAAUUCUACAUUUGGUGGUUCGACUACUGUAGCCGAUUUCAUCAAUAGAGCCGAUGUUUCUCCACCGCAUCCACUUCGAGUUGGGCAGGUAUCCAUCGGGCAAACAAAUAUACCCGAAAAUGUAUAUACUAUAUCAGCUAAGGAACAAAAUGUAAAUGAAACCAAUUACCCUCAGACCUCUAAUGCUACUGAGAAUGAACCACAAAAAAACAAUUCACCUAUAAAUCUUUCUUUAUCUAUUUCUACAAAAAAGCCUUAUGCAAAUACUGUUCAAAUACUUUCUCAAUCGGUGACCCCAAAUCCAAUUUCACCGGUCACAAAGCAAGUUGCAAAUGAAGUGGCAAUGUCCUUUACUUGCGCCAAUGGCAUAAGGGGUAGAUAUUCGGACAAGGAUGAUUGUAGAAAAUUUUACAUAUGUUUUGGUGUUAAUCAACCCGUUGUUGGUAACUGUCCCGAAAACACCGUAUUUAGUGACAUUAAUAAACUAUGUACUAAAAACUUGUCUCAUUGUAUAAGACAAGAUGAGUUCAAAUGCCCAUCGGCGGGCAGAUUCAGCGACUUUAUGAAAGACAAUGUUUAUUACAUUUGCGUCAAUCAUAAGGACCACUUGUAUAGAUUCAAAUUUCAAUGUCAAAAUGGCUUCAUUUUUAACAAGACAACAGUGAAGUGUAUAGAGUCAAAGGAGAUAGAGUCCAAUGAAUCAGCUUCGAUCUCUUCAAGCGAUAACAGUAUCGGUAGCACCAGUACUGCUAGUAUAAACAACAACAGUGUCAGCACUAGUAGAAUAAGCAAUAAUAGUAGUAGCGAUGAUAGUAGCAGUAAAACCGAUUCCGUUUCAAUUAAUAAAAAUACCAACGAGGAAGAAGAAACGCGGGAGAAAUCGGAAGGAAACGAAGAUGACGAGGAAGAAGAUGAAGUGUUUAAAUGUAAAAAGGAAGGUAAAUUCCCGAUUCGAAAUGAAUGCAGGCGAUUCUACUUAUGCAAGAAGAAACGGAGAUCAGAGUACCGGCGGAAGAUAAAGAAAUGCGGCUCGGGCCGAGUGUUCCACAAGGAUAAGAAAAAGUGCGUGGACGCCGACAGCUAUGAGUGCUAACACCCUAGAGUCCCUAGACUAGAUCUUGAAACAAUACUAUUGAUCUGUCA